AUGUCGGUUAACACGCCACAGCAGGAGAGCGAUGAGAGGGACGCUAAUUUAUGUGAAGGAUUCGUUACACCAGAUCUUAAUUCUAAUGUUCCAGUCUGUGAGGAGGGUGGGGAUGAUGUCGAGGGGUUGGAACAUGAUGGUCAUGGUUCACAUAUAGGGUCUGUAAAGGAAAAGGUGACAAUAAAUGUUGAAGCCGAGAAAACUAUUAGCUUGGGUAGGACCCUUGGUGUGGAGGAAAUUGAAGAUUUUGCACCAGAUGUUCAAGAGGUUUUGCGAACCGAAGGGAAUUCAGGUAAAGCGGACUUGGUUAGGGGUUUACGCAUUCGCCAUGAGGUGAGUUUCAUUAUGAUUCAAGAAACUCAAUUCGUGGACAUGGGUUUGGUGGAUGUGGCUCUUUUUUGGGGUAGAGGUGAGUUUUGUUUCGAGUGGGUUCCUUCGGCCGGUAGAUCGGGUGGCUUGUUAUCGAUUUGGGACCCGAAGGUUUUUUCUAUGGCAGGAGUUACUAAACUUAGGAACCGCUUAUUGGUUUCGGGUAGUAUCAAAGGUUGUGGUAGUGUGAAUCAUUUGCUUAAUGUUUAUGCUCCUCACAACAUUGUCGCUAAACGGGUUUUGUGGGACGCCAUUGGUGACUUAAUAGGCGAAGGUGUUGGUUUGUGGACGGUGGCGGGCGAUUUUAAUGCGGUUAGGAGCGAGUGCGAAAGAAGGAAUUCUAUUUACAAUGCAUCUGAGGCGAAUGAGUUCAAUGAUUUCCUAGACGCUAAGAACUUACAAGAGUAUUCACUAAAAGGUAGGCGGUUUACUUUCGUGGCAGGUGAUAAAUUAAGUCGCAUAGAUCGUAUUUUUGUAAACUGGGAAUUUUUCAUGACAUGGCCGAAUGCGGAGUAUAUUGCGCUUGCUCGUGAAGGAUUUGCCAAUGUGGUUAGGAAUGCCGUUUGCGAAGAUGUAUUUGACGGUGAACCUGAUUUGGUUUUAUUGAGGAAGUUUAAAAAGCUGAAGAGGGUUAUAGCUUCUUGGAUCGAACAGUGCAAACAAAAAGAAGAUGGUGAAAAACAAAUAUUGCAAAAGGAGCUUACAAUUUUGGACGAGGUCAUGGAAGAGCGGCAGAUCACGGAAGUGGAGGUGUGGGUUUUGGAAGAGACAAAGCGUCGGUUACGUGAGAUUGAGAGUUGCCAUCAACGUGAUUUGAAGCAAAAAGCUUGA
This is a messenger RNA of Helianthus annuus (common sunflower), 1200 nucleotides long. RefSeq lists its product as uncharacterized. NCBI's taxonomy places the organism in Eukaryota, Viridiplantae, Streptophyta, Magnoliopsida, Asterales, Asteraceae. The coding region runs from base 1 to 1200 and encodes 399 amino acids. The transcript has 2 exons. The record is from RefSeq and is a predicted model, not a curated record.